Acipenser ruthenus (sterlet) is the source of this 2240-nucleotide messenger RNA. RefSeq names its product plasminogen activator inhibitor 1. The record is from RefSeq and is a predicted model, not a curated record. Lineage: Eukaryota; Metazoa; Chordata; Actinopteri; Acipenseriformes; Acipenseridae. Bases 242 to 1417 code for a protein of 391 amino acids. Gene Ontology annotation, molecular function: serine-type endopeptidase inhibitor activity. Gene Ontology annotation, biological process: negative regulation of endopeptidase activity; negative regulation of vascular wound healing; negative regulation of plasminogen activation. The transcript is spliced from 9 exons.
CAGCGUGUAAUAAACUCUCAAAAGGGAUGCGCGAUAGGACUGUUCAAAUGUUUUAUGUAUUUAUAUCAGAGCCAGCGCAGCAGAAUAACACACAUUUUGAUUUCCUUUGAAUCUCGCCGAGGACUGUAAAUGAAAACGUGUAUACUUUACACAGCACGUCAUACUUCGUUAUAACUUAUUUUAAUUUAAUUUAGUAUAAAUGUGAAGAUAGUUAAUCAUACACAUCAGUGUUAGAAAGAGAAUGCAGAGUCUCGUUGUAUCGCUGUUGCUAGUUGCCGAAGCGCUGGGCUCCCUGCUCCCGGAGAUGGACGCUGAUUUCGGGAUGCGAGUUUUCCGAGAGGCGCUCCGCUCUCCGUCCUCGGAGAGGAACCUGGUGUUUUCCCCGUACGGAGUGUCCACCGUGAUGGGCAUGGUGCAGCUGGGAGCCGCGGGACAGACGUACGCGCAGGUCCGCGAUGCUAUGGGAUACGCCGUCCAGGGUCGCGGAGUACCGCAGACUCUGCGGAAGAUCCACGCGUCGCUGUCCGGCGAGGACGCCCUGCAGACGGCGAGCGCCGCCUUCGUGGACCGCAUGCUGUCUCUGGAGAAGCCGUUCCGCCGCGGUCUGGCCAAGGUCUUCCAACAGAGCCCCAAACAAGUCGAUUUCACGGACACGCCGACCGCCACGGCCGUGGUGAACCAUUGGGUCUCAGACAACACCAUGGGUAUGCUACCUCACUUCCUGUCCUCAGACGCCCUGUCCUCUGAGACCCGCCUCCUGCUGCUCAACGCAAUUCACUUCCAGGGCAAGUGGAAGGUGCCCUUUGACCCCCAGGACACUCGCCAGCGGCUGUUCCACUGCGCCAACGGCAGCUCCGUGCUUGUACCCAUGAUGCAACAGACCGCUCGCUUCGAGUACGGCGAGUUCAUGACCCCGGACGGCGUGGACUAUGACGUCAUCGAGCUGCCGUACCAGGGGGACACGCUUAGCAUGCUCCUGGUGUCCCCCUUCGAGAAGGACGUCCCCCUGUCCGCUCUCACUCCGGGGCUGAACGGGGCACUGCUGAGGGAGUGGAGGAGAGGCCUGAGGAGAGUCAGCAGACAGCUAGUACUGCCCAGGUUCUCCAUCGAGACAGAGAGUGAGCUCAACGGGGCGCUUGCGGGACUGGGCAUGAGGGACAUGUUCAACCAGCAGAGAGCUGACUUCACUAGAGUCACCAUGGAGGAGCCCCUGUUUGUGUCGAAGGUUCUUCAGAAGGUGAAGAUCGAGGUGGAUGAGGAAGGAACCAAGGGCUCUGCAGUGACCGCUGCGAUCCUGUUCUCUCGCAUGGCAGUUUUAGAGAUCACUCUUGACAGACCCUUCCUGUUCCUGGUGCAGCACAAACCCACAGGUGCUGUUUUGUUUAUGGGUCAAGUCAUGGAGCCGGCUGGGAAGUGACCUGCAGACCCGAAACCAAAGAGUGAAAGCAGACCAGAAAAAUAAUAAUAAUAAUAUAUACACCUGAGCAAUGUGUAGAGAAAUUACAAAGAAAUGCAAUAUAUAUUUUAUUGAAACAAAGGAAUGUUUUUUUGGGAGGGAUGAGUUUACAAUUAUUAAUAUUUGUAUUAUUAUUAUUAUGAAUAAUAUGUUGUAGGGGACCCUACAAAACCUGUCACUGUAGAUCCUACAAUGGCAAUGCAAUAAUGCUACUGUUACAAAGGGGGCGAGGCUGCUAGAAUGGGACCACAGAGUGCUAACUAUACCCUUCCCAGAGGCACUGCCACAGUUCUGUAUGACACUGAGGGGCAGUGCUGGCACACGUAUAGGGCAGCUACAACGGGGUGAGGCUGGUAGAACAGGGACCGCAGAAAAAUGAUUUGCAAAAACCCCACGCUGUGUUUGGAGGAUAACUGCAGCCUGGAUUCAAUCAAAAUGAUGGCGGUGCCAUACUGGAGAGCUUUAGAAAGCUCAGCUAUGGCAGCGUCGUGCAGUCUGAUUGAAUUCAGAGCUCUACUGCACUGAGAGAGAGAGGUCCUGCUGGAACUGUUCAUGCACUGUGUUCUGCAAUGUCUACAUUCAGACUGUGUCUCUAAUCCAAGUUAUUCCAACUUUGUGUCCAGAUUUGUGUUGUUUUGUUUGGUUUGUGUCUUGCUGUGUGUGUGUGUGGUUCAUGUGUUUGUUUGCGAGGUUGUUGUGUAGCAGUUAGAUAUUUGAUCAGGGAUUAUUACAAUGGAAAACUGUUGUGUUUUUGGCUUUGUGAUUAAAAAUGUUUGAAAGAUGA